AUGACCUUCGAAAAGACUUCACGUAACAUCGUCCGAUUCCUCCGUCAUGACGCCUCUGCUUCGAGAGAUCCAGCGGGAUAUGUACCAGUCUGGUACAUUUGUCAUCUAUUCUCCAUCACCAGAGACAUGCUAAUGUACAUCGUUUGCCAUGUUGCAGGAGACAGACUCAAUCUGUCUGAUUGUCAACAAUUCGUCCGAACAUGCGGUGGCCAUUCUACAGAUGACAUAGACAUCACUAGAAUUGGAAAGCUGAUUACAGAUCCACGAGAUGUCCGCUACUGCGUGCACGGAACGACCAGGGCUGCCUACGAAGAAAUCAAAGUACAUGGCCUUAGCCGCAGAAAUCGCCAGAUGAUCCACUUUGCGGACACCAAGACUCUUGUCAAGAAGAACUCAGAGGUUCUUAUACAUCUUGAUGUGAAACGGUAUCUCGCCAAAGGCAGGCCACUGUAUCGUCUUCGCAAUGGUACAUUAGCGACACCAGGGAACGUUAAAGGGAUGGUUAAGACGAGUUUUUUCCAUCGAGUUCAGUUUCUCUGA
Molecule: messenger RNA, 540 nt
Organism: Pecten maximus
Lineage: Eukaryota; Metazoa; Mollusca; Bivalvia; Pectinida; Pectinidae
Exons: 1
Coding region: 1-540 (179 amino acids)
Biological process (GO): tRNA splicing, via endonucleolytic cleavage and ligation
Molecular function (GO): tRNA 2'-phosphotransferase activity
Source: RefSeq, a predicted model, not a curated record